GGGAAAAAGAGGGGGAGAGAGAAGUGCAGUUGCAUUCCUGGAGAGAGAGAUCCCUGCCCCUUCCUCCUCCUUCCUCCUCCUUCCUCUCUUCCCUCUUGGUCUCCCAGCCGGCGGCGGCAGAGAGGGAUUUUCAACCCGGGCUGCAGAUGCGGGGAACAGGGCUGCAGAGUGGAGCACACACUGGUAGUCCGUAGAGGGAAGUUGUGGAAAGGAGCACCAUUUUAAACGCAUCCGAAAGACUUUGGAGUUUCUUUUCGGGCGCUCCGGGCGGUAACAUUUCAUUUUAAGAAAGUUAACUUUUUUUUUAGGAUACGUCCGUGUGGUGGUCAUGGGUUCCCAGCGGACACUCGGAGCCGGCCGGACAGUGCUGCUUCUGGCGGGGCUGCUCGUGGCUCUGUGGCACCGCUGCGCCGCAAGUUGCCCGGAGAGAGACUUGGAGGACAGGGAAGAAGAAGCUAACAUAGUUUUGACCGGCACGGUGGAUGAAAUAAUUAACGUAGACCCAGUGCAUAACACCUAUUCUUGCAAGGUCAGGGUGUGGCGCUACUUGAAAGGGAAGUCCAGCAUCAACCGUGAAAUCCUCCUGGAUGGUGGCAACAAGUUGAUGAUCGGCGGUUUUGGCAACCCAGGGAUCUGCGACAACCAGGUAGCAACAGGCGACACACGCAUAUUCUUUCUCAACCCUGCCCCGGAGGCCAUGGGGCCAGAACACAAGAAUGAACUUAUGCUCAACUCAAGUCUGAUGAGGAUUACCCUUCGCAACCUGGAGGACGUGGAGCACUGCGUAGAAGACAAACCUCCUCACUUCACACCGGCCCAGCCUCCUGAUGGCUGCAGAGGGAUGCUGUGUGGCUUUGGCGCUGUAUGCGAGCGUGACCAGACUGACCCGGGCAAGGCUCAGUGUGUUUGCAAGAGAGUGGACUGUCCGUCCUUGGUGGCGCCUGUUUGCGGCUCCGAUUCGUCCACCUACUCUAACGAGUGCGAGCUAGAGAAAGCCCAGUGCAACACACAGAGACGCAUCAAGGUUCUGCGCAAGGGGCCCUGCUCUCUGAAGGACCCCUGCACCGAGGUGACCUGCAGUUAUGGCAGCACCUGCAUCCAGUCGUCAGACGGCUUGUCUGCUAAAUGCAUGUGCCCUCUGGGCUGUGAGGGCAAGCUCGAGAAGACGGUGUGCGGCAGCGACGGAAAGGACUACCGCAACGAGUGUGAGCUCCAUCAGCACGCCUGCAAAAACCAGAAGAACAUACGGGUGCAAUACCAGGGGCACUGCGACCCAUGCAAAGACAGCGAGAACAGCCUGAACACCAUGUGCAGGGUGGAGGCUCUCACCCGCCGACCCCUUAUCAUCGGCCUGCCGGAGUCGUGCCCCCUGGGUAAUGAGCCUCUGUGUGCCAGCGAUGGCCAAACCUACCCCAGCGAGUGCGCCAUGACGGCAACGGGCAUGCAGAAAGGCGUCAAGCUCAGGAAGAUCCACGUGGGACGAUGCAGAAGACUGGAGGACUGUCAGGAGGAGUGUCUCUUCAACGCCGUGUGUCUGGUGGAACAGCUGAACGCCCGCUGCUCCUGCGACCCCAUCGAGUGCGAUGGCACCUACAAGCCCGUGUGCGGCAAGGAUGGCCAAACCUACACCAACGACUGCUUUCGACGCAAGGCGGAGUGUCUGAGCAGGACCCUUAUCUCUAUCAAGCAUCCAGGGCCCUGUGAUCUCAGCAUACCGAGCCCCUGCCUGGAUAAAGUGUGCGAACAUGGGGCGGUGUGUGUGGUCAAGAACAGCGAGCCAGUGUGCGAGUGCCCCGAGGCCUGCCCACAAACGUCCGACCCGGUGUGCGGAUCUGACGGCCACAGCUACGGCAGCCCCUGCGAGAUGCGAGCGAUGGGUUGUGCCCUGCAGAAGAACAUCCACAUCCAACACAAAGGACCCUGCGAUGAAGCUUGUGCCAACUGCUCUUUCGGGGCAAUCUGCGACGCCCAGAGCGGGCAGUGUGUGUGUGCAUCGGAGUGUGUGGAGUCCCACCAGCCUGUGUGCGGCAGCGAUGGCAGCACCUACAACAGCGAGUGUGAGCUGCACGUGCGCGCCUGCAAACAACAGAUGGACCUCCGAGUGGUCAGCCAGGGAGAGUGCAAAACAUGCGGCAACACUGUUUGUGCCUGGGGUGCCCGGUGUGUCCAGAAUAAGUGUGAGUGCCCACAGUGUUCGGGCGAGGCCCUCUCCCCAGUGUGUGGAAGUGAUGGCAUCACCUACGACAACGAGUGUGAACUCCGCACGUCCUCCUGCAUGCAGAAGAGGAGAAUUGAUGUGGCGAAGCCCGGCAGCUGCGACGAAGACUGCGGCUCAGGAGGGUCUGGCUCAGGCGUAGAGAGCUGCGAACAGGACCGCUGUCGCACGUUUGGAGGCUCGUGGGACGAAGACGCAGAGGACGACCGCUGUGUCUGUGACUUUAGCUGCCAGAGCGUGCCUCACAACCCGGUUUGUGGCUCCGAUGGAAAAAACUACAGCAAUGAGUGCCAGCUGAAGAAGGCCAAAUGUGAGAGACAAGAGCACUUGUUGAUUCAGAACCAGGGACCCUGUGCAGCGAUUUCAGCCACAUCUCUGCCUGAGCUGACAGCACCCCAGCACUGCAGUCUGUCUGUGUACGGCUGCUGCCACGACAACACGACGGCCGCCUUAGGAGUCGGGCUGGCUGGAUGUCCCAGCACCUGUCAGUGUAAUGCCUACGGCUCCUACAAGCGGACGUGUGAUCCAGCCACCGGCCAGUGCUCCUGUAAACCGGGCGUCGGGGGACAAAAGUGUGACCGCUGCGAGCCGGGCUUCUGGAACUUCCGUGGCAUUGUGACAGAGAACAUGAGCGGCUGCACACCGUGCAACUGCGACGCAACAGGCUCGGUCCGCGAUGACUGUGAGCAGAUGUCGGGUCUGUGUUCCUGCAAGACGGGAGUGAAGGGCAUGAGGUGCAACGUGUGUCCAGAUGGAAGCAAGAUGGGCAUGAACGGCUGCGACAAAGGUCCUGAGGCCCCGACUUCAUGUGAAGAGUUAGUGUGCAGUUUUGGAGCCACUUGCAUUGAAGUGGACAACCAAGCCCACUGCGAGUGCCCUUCACCUGACUGUGACGAGAAAAACAAAACCAAGGUGUGUGGCUCAGACGGGGUGACCUAUGCCGACCAGUGCCAGCUGAGGACCAUAGCCUGUAGACAGGACAAGGACAUCACAGUGCUACACUUCGGACAGUGCACAGAAACCAUCACUGAGCCGGCAGACCGACCCACCCCCAACCCCCUCGCCUCCCCCCCCAACCCCACCCCCGCCCCCCCCCCCCCCCCCCCCUUCCACCCUAACAUGGUGCAGGCCAUCCCGCCUCCAAGGACGGCCGAGAAAGAGAGCCCUGAGCACACCUCGUCCCCCACCCUCAUCUACAACCGAGCAAACCACCACCACCCCAUCCGCACCCAGCCGCCUCAGUCCACCGCUGCUGCCGCCACCUCCGCCCCAACUCCCUCCGCCGCCGCGGUCUCCUUUGAGGGAUCGGGCAGUGGGGAGCCAAGCGGGGACGACCAGACCGAAGAAGAGGAGGAGCAGGAAGAGGAAGCAGGUAGCGGCGUCCCACCAGAGGCCAGUGGGGCAGAGGAGCCUGUCGGUCCCACGUUGGCAAGCACCACUGUACCCACAGCUGAGGACAGGUCGUCCUGUGACAACACAGAGUUCGGCUGCUGCCCCGACAGCAAGACACCGUCCAGCACUCCAGAUGGCGCCAACUGCCCCUCCACCAUGAGGUUCGAUGGUUCCUUAAACUUGGACCAGGUGGAGGGCCAGGAGAUUUUCUACACACCCGAGAUGGACGACCCCAAGUCAGAGCUGUUUGGAGAGACGGCCCGCAGCAUAGAGAGUGCUCUCAAUGAGCUAUUCAGGAAGUCAGAGGUGCGUAAAGACUUUAUGAGUGUUCGUGUCCGGAACCUGGCACCCAGCAGCUCCGUCCUGGCCUUUAUCGAGGCCCACUUCAAACCAGAUACAAGAUACAGUAUGGACGACAUCGAAGGAGCCCUGCUCAAACAGCUGAAGGCGUCCAAAGACACCAGCAUCGCUGUGAAGAAGCCAGAGGACCAGAAUGUUCGCUUCACCAACUUUGCUUUGUUAUCAGGCCCCUCCUCCAUCCCCUUCUUCACCACCACUACCACUACCACGGCGUCAGUCACCACAGCUGCUCCCACCACCACCAGGCCACCGCCAACCACCCCGUAUGUCACCCGCAGGCCUUACAACAGCAGACGUACCACCACGACCUCUGCACCGGACACCACACCACCACCCACCACCACCACCACCACCAGGCCUCCUCCAACCACCCAAUUUGUCACUCGCAGGCCUUUCAAUGGCAGACGCAUCACCACGACCGCACUGCCUCCAGCCACCACCAUAGCCCACGUACGGGGCAAGUUUCACCACAAGGCCCAGAAGCCCUGCAACUCCCACCCCUGCCAACACGGGGGCACCUGUGAGGACGAUGGCAUCGACUUCAGCUGCAAGUGCCCUGCCGGACGAGGAGGCUCCGUGUGUGAGAAGGUGAUCAGGUACUUCAUCCCGUCAUUUGGGGGGCAGUCGUACUUGGCUUUCCAAACCAUGAGCGCUUAUCACACGGUCCGCAUCGCCAUGGAGUUCAGAGCAUCUGAGAUGACGGGCAUCCUGCUCUACAACGGCCAGGAGGGCAAGAAGGACUUCAUCUCCUUGGCUCUGGUUAACGGCAAGGUGGAGCUCAGAUUCAACACAGGUUCAGGAACAGGCACAGUGGUCAGCAAAGUACAAAUCAAUCAGGGUCGCUGGCAUCAGCUGGUGGUGACGCGCAACCGCCGCAACGCUAUGCUCAGCGUGGACAACGAGCCCCACAUCGAGGGCGAGAGUCCACGCGGCACGGACGGCCUUAACCUCGACACCCACCUGUUCAUCGGAGGAGUGCCCGAGGAAAUGAAGCAAGAUGUGAGGGAGAGGACUGAGGUGGCCACAGGUCUGGUGGGCUGCAUCCGCUUGCUGGAUGUCAACAACCGGGUGCUCAACCUGCAGGAGAACGGGGGCGACAGUCUGUACGGCAGUGGCGUGGGGGAAUGUGGCAACAACCCCUGCCUGCCAAAUCCCUGCAAGAACGGCGCCGCAUGCCAGGUCAAGGAGGCAGAGAUGUUCCACUGCAAGUGCAGCAAAGGAUUCUGGGGUCCAACUUGUGCUGACGUCCAUGAUCCAUGCGAGCCCAACAGGUGCCAUCCAUCGUCCCAGUGCCAGGCCAUGCCCGAGGGAGGCUACAAAUGCGAGUGUCCCAUGGGACGUGAAGGGAGACACUGCGAGAAAGUGGCUGAUAGGAGAGGAGCUUACAUGCCACUAUUCAAUGGUGACUCUUACCUGGAGCUGAAGGGGCUCCAUCUCUACGGGCAUGAUCUGCGUCAAAAGGUCAGCAUGACAGUGAUUCUCAUGGCCAACGACUCCAACGGUUUGAUCUUCUACAACGGCCAAAAAUCAGACGGAAAAGGAGACUUCAUCUCUCUGUCCCUCAAUGAAGGGAUCCUGGAGUUCCGCUAUGACUUGGGGAAGGGACCCGCCACCAUCAGGAGUAAGGAACCAAUCCAGCUGAAUGUGUGGAACACCAUCAACCUGGAGCGCUCCAACCGCAAAGGAGAGAUCAUGGUGAACAAGAAGGAUCCUGUCCGAGGAGAGGCACCGAAAUCACGCAAGAAUCUGCACGUAGAUCUUAACCUGAAAGAGUCUCUUUUUGUUGGCGGAGCUCCCGAUUACAGCCGACUAGCAAGAGUGGCUGCACUCACGGAUGGCUUCAAGGGAACAAUCCAAAAGAUCAUUCUGAUGGGCACCCCCAUCCUCAGAGAGGAGAACGCCCUCCGCUCCAACAACGUUGCCAUGUUCCAGGAGCACCCGUGUUCCCAGGAACCCUGCCAUAAUGGCGGCCGCUGCAACCCCAUGCUGGACACCUACGAAUGCGUUUGCCUCAGUGGAUUCUCAGGGGGACACUGUCAGAACACCAUCUACGAGAAAUCCGCCGGAGAGACCGAGGCCAUUGCCUUUGACGGGCGGACGUUCAUCGAGUACCACAACGCCGUUACAAAGAGUGAGAAGGCUCUGCUGGUGAACAAAUUUGAGCUGAGCAUCCGGACGGAGGCUACCCAGGGCUUGGUGCUGUGGAGCGGGAAGGGCGUGGAGCGCUCUGACUACAUCGCCCUGGCCAUUGUGGACGGACACGUCCAGAUGACAUAUGACUUGGGCUCCAAGCCUGUGGUGCUGCGCUCCUCGGUGCGUGUCGACACCAACCGCUGGAUACGCAUCAAGGCCAGCAGAGCACUUAGAGACGGCUCUCUACAGGUCGGCAAUGAGGCAGCGGUAACAGGGUCAUCGCCUUUGGCAGCAACACAGCUGGACACAGACGGAGCGCUGUGGUUGGGUGGUCUGGAGGAGCUGGCGGUGGCCCGUCGGUUGCCCAAAGCCUACAGCACCGGCUUCGUCGGCUGCAUCAAGGACGUGGUGGUGGACGGCAUGGACCUCCACCUGGUGGAAGACGCCUUAAACAGCCCCAAAAUAUUACACUGUCCCGCCGCCAAAUAACCCAGCAGAGACAAAAUAUCCAGAAAAACGGGGAAAAAAAAAAAAGAAAACCUCCCACUCGCUCCCUCCAUAGCGCCCAUGUCUCCUGCUGUAAUUAUUUUCUAUUUUUGUAUACUUUUCAUCGCUUUUUAUAUGGAAAGAAAAUGAAUAUGUUGUUUUAAUUUUUGUU
This is a messenger RNA of Plectropomus leopardus (leopard coralgrouper), 6758 nucleotides long. NCBI's taxonomy places the organism in Eukaryota, Metazoa, Chordata, Actinopteri, Perciformes, Serranidae. The record is from RefSeq and is a predicted model, not a curated record.